Phyllopteryx taeniolatus (common seadragon) is the source of this 1793-nucleotide messenger RNA. RefSeq names its product transcription elongation factor A (SII) N-terminal and central domain containing 2 (gene tceanc2). The record is from RefSeq and is a predicted model, not a curated record. The transcript has 5 exons. Gene Ontology annotation, biological process: DNA-templated transcription. Bases 104 to 727 code for a protein of 207 amino acids. NCBI's taxonomy places the organism in Eukaryota, Metazoa, Chordata, Actinopteri, Syngnathiformes, Syngnathidae. Gene Ontology annotation, cellular component: nucleus.
GUAGCACCAAAAGGAUUCUCGCGAGUUUAAGAACUCGGGAAUAGCUCGGAAAUUUUCAAAUUCUGCACGUUUCGUGCCAAGAUAAGCCGAAUUCACUCUCGAGAUGGACAAGUUUGUCGUUCGGCUCCCAAAGAAAAAGACGCCUCAGACCUCGAGGGGCACCGAGAAGGUUUACAAGCAAACCACCAUAGAAUCCUUACGGAGAGUGGUCGUCAUUGAAGACAUUUUGCGCUGUAAAUCCACACUGGAGCUGCCAGGACAGAGCAGCGACAACUUGCUGAGUGCCUUGGCCGAGCUGAGCAAAAAGAUGCCCUCCAAGGAGGUGCUGAAGUCCACGAAAAUAGGUCACACCGUCAACAAACUGCGGAAGCACCCGGAGCCCGAGGUGAGCUCGGCGGCCGCCAGGGUGUACACGGCUUGGAGGACGUUCGUGGAGGAGAAUUCCAACAAGCCGUCCAUCGAAGUGCGCUCGGACAAGCAAUCGGAAGGGCUCAGGAGCAACGCCAGGAGACUCCUGGCCGAGGCACUUGAGCUCAAGGAGGACUGCGGCCUCGUGGACAACACGGAGAGGGAGGUGUUCCACCAGAACGGCCGGGGAGUCAGCGGCUCGUACCGGAGGACGGUGCGAGCGCUGGUGUUUGCCUUCAGACGACAGCCCGAGCUCGGAGCUCAGCUGAAGCGGGACACCGCCUCGGUCGCCCAGCUGGUGUCCAAGUAUAAGAGAUGAAUCUCUGAUCAUUAACACUUGCUUUUUAUGCACCUAAUGUCUUUAUUGUCCAUCCAUCCAUCCAUUUUCUGAGCCGCUUAUCCUCAGAAGGGUCGUGGGAGUGCUGGAGCCUAUCCCAGCUAUCAACGGGCAGGAGGCGGGGUACACCCUGAACUGGUUGCCAGCCAAUUGCAGGGCACAUAUAAACAAACAACCAUUCGCGCUCACAUUCACACCUACGGACAAUUUAGAGUCUUCAAUUAACCUACCGUGCAUGUUUUUGGGAGGAAACCGGAGUACCCGGAGAAAAGGCACAGGGAGAUCAUGCAAACUUCACACAGGGGGGGGCGGGGAUUGAACCCCGGUCCUCAGAACUGUGAGGCAGAUGCUAUAACCAGUCGGCCUUGUCUUUAUUGUAUUGAAUGUAAAUAGGCAGUUUAUUAUUAUUGGUGAUGUAUUUUUUUCAUUAUUAUUGAUUGGUGUUUUGUUUUUAUACUGUAUUGAAAAUGUGAAUUAAAACAUUUAAAUUGUAUACAAUGGGUGCAUGCCUUGGUGGUAAAUAUGGAAGGGGGAAAAGUAUGUUUAUGCAAAAGAUGGAUGCAAGGAUAGAUGAAUAAAAAAUGUGACUGAAUGAAUGAAAAAAGUUGGUUAAAUCAAAGGAAGAAUAUAAGGAUGCAUAAACAAAAAGUGUGUCUGAGGGGAAGGAAUGCAGGAAGGAGGGAUGGUUGGAAGAACGGCAGAACUGGUUGUCAUUUCAGCAAAGGAAGGAUGGAAGUAAGGAUGCAAGAAUAAAAAGCAACUCUGAGGGAAGAAAGGAAGGAGGCAGGCGAGGGAGAAAAAGAUGCCAGGGAAAAAAAAGUAGGUCUGAGGAUGGAGGGAUGUUAGAAGAAAGGCAAAAAUGUUUCAGUCAUUUCAUUCAAGGAGGGAUGGAAGUAAGGAUGCAAGAAUGAAAAGCAACCCUGAGGGGAGGAAGCAGUUUCAGGAAGGAAAAGAUGCCUGGGAAACAACUGUAAAUGUAAUAACAUGAAAACAUUUUACAUUGGACCCACUUUGUAUUUUGUUUCCUGAGUAAAAGCAGAAUUUUUGA